AUGGAAGGCUGGGUAUAAAUAAAGACAGGAUGUUCAUGGAAAUAAAGAUAUGGAUUCAUCUCAAAAUAAGGAAGUUUUAGAUAUUUUGAUGAUCAGACUAUGACUGAAUUAAAGAGAGAUUUUAGAUUAAAAGAUGUAUAAAUUGUACAAGAUAGAAUGAAUAAAAUUAUUAAAUUAUAGGGUAGUAAUGAAUCGUUAUAAAUAAAAACAGACUUAAAUGAAUUAUGGUAUUAAAAAUUAAUUUAGGCAAAAGUUUAAUCUAUGAAUAUCUCUUAUAUUCCAUAGUUUUAAGACUAAGUGUUUAUCAGAAUGAAUGAGUAAAUUCAAAAUGUUUAAUUGUAAGAAUAAUAAAACAUUGAUCCAAAUGAUGCAGUUAGUGCUCUAUAGCUUACAAAUAAAAAUAAUACAAAAUAGUAUACGAAUAUGCAAUUAUAAAGAGAUUAAUAUUAUGCUUACAUAUAAUAGAAUUAAAUUAGAACUAAUUAGCUUUAAAAUUAAAACCAAGUUUUUUAAGAAGACAAUAGGCAAAAUGGAUUAUAAUAAUUAGCUUAAAAUCUAAAUUAAUAGAUAACUAGCUAAAUAAAUAUUCCUUAAUCUAUGAAUCCAAGCAAUUAAAUAUAGCAGUAAAACAACUUAAAAGCCUAAAAUAGAACUAAUUAGCUUUAAAAUUAAAACCAAGUUUUUUAAGAAGAAAAUAAGCAAAAUGGAUUGUAAUAAUUAGCUUAAUAUCCAAAUUAAUAGAUAACUCGCUAAAGAAAUAUUCCUUAAUCCAUGAAUCCAAGCAAUUAAAUCUAGCCAUAAAACGACUUAGAUACCUAAAAUAGAACUAAUUAGCUUUAAAAUUAAAACCAUGUUUUUUAAGAAGAAAAUAGGCAAAAUGAAUAAAAAUAAUUAGCUUAAUAUCCAAAUUAAUAGAUAACUAGCUAAAUAAAUAUUCCUUAAUCUAUGAAUCCAAGCAAUUAAAUUUAGCCAUAAAAGAACUUAAAAGCCUAAAAUAGAACUAAUUAGCUUUAAAAUCAAAACCAAGUUUUUUAAGAAGAAAAUAAAUAAAAUGGAUUAUAAUAAUUAGCUUAAUAUCCAAAAUAAUAGAUAACUAGUUAAAGAAAUAUUCCUUAAUCUAAGAAUCCAAAAAAUUAAAUAUAGCAGUAAAACAACUUAGAUACCUAAAAUAGAACUAAUUAGCUUUAAAAUUAAAGCCAAGUUUUUUAAAAAGAAAAUAAGCAAAAUGGAUUAUAAUAAUUAGCUUAAUAUCCAAAUUAAUAGAUAACUAGCUAAAGAAAUAUUCCUUAAUCUAUGAAUCCAAGCAAUUAAAUUUAGCCAUAAAAGAACUUAAAAGCCUAAAAUAGAACUAAUUAGCUUUAAAAUUAAAGCCAAGUUUUUUAAAAAGAAAAUAAGCAAAAUGGAUUAUAAUAAUUAGCUUAAUAUCCAAAUUAAUAGAUAACUAGCUAAAGAAAUAUUCCUUAAUCUAUGAAUCCAAGCAAUUAAAUAUAGCUGUAAAACAACUUAAAAGCCUAAAAUAGAACUAAUUAGCUUUAAAAUUAAAACCAAGUUUUUUAAGAAGAAAAUAAGCAAAAUGGAUUAUAAUAAUUAGCUUAAUAUCCAAAUUAAUAGAUAAUUCGCUAAACAAAUAUUCCUUAAUCUAAGAAUCCAAACAAUUAAAUCUAGCCUUAAAACAACUUAGAUGCCUAAAAUAGAACUAAUUAGCUUUAAAAUUAAAACCAAGUUUUUUAAGAAGAAAAUAAGCAAAAUGGAUUGUAAUAAUUAGCUUAAUAUCCAAAUUAAUAGAUAAUUCGCUAAACAAAUAUUCCUUAAUCUAAGAAUCCAAACAAUUAAAUCUAGCCUUAAAACAACUUAGAUGCCUAAAAUAGAACUAAUUAGCUUUAAAAUUAAAACCAAGUUUUUUAAGAAGAAAAUAAGCAAAAUGGAUAAAAAUUAGCUUAAUAUCCAAAUUAAUAGAUAAUUCGCUAAACAAAUAUUCCUUAAUCUAAGAAUCCAAACAAUUAAAUCUAGCAGUAAAACAAGUUAUAAGCCUUAAAUAGAACUAAUUAGCUUUAAAAUUAAAACCAAGUUUUUUAAGAAGAAAAUAAGUAAAAUGGAUUAUAAUAAUUAGCUUAAUAUCCAAAUUAAUAGAUAAUUCGCUAAAUAAAUAUUCUAUAAUCUAUGAAUCCAAACAAUUAAAUCUAGCCGCAAAACAACUUAAAUGCCUAAAAUAAUUAAAACAAGAGAGAAGUUGAAUAUAAAUUUGAAAAAGAUUAGCAAUAACAAAAAAAAGACUAAGGUGUCUUUAGCAAUAUAAAAGACUCUAUAAUAGUUAAAAAGGAAGAUUAUUAUGAUGAGAAAUUUGUACUUGAACUUAAUAGCAAUAUCAAUUUAAAAAGGCAAGUUAAUCUAAAAAUUGACGAAAUAAUUGUGCCUAUUGUUAUUUAGACAAGUCUAUUCAAUUAGGAGCAAAAUAAUAGCACUAUUUAAUAUAACUCUAUGCAAUAUAUUCAGCUUUAGAAUAUUUUUGAUUAGUAAAGAAAUACUUUCCCAAUAAAAAUAUCUCUCUCAAUAUUUCUAAUGCUCAUAAUUGUGUUUAAUCUUAUUUAAUGGCAGAAAAAUUAGUUAAUUUACACUUUUUGUUCAAUAGUAAUAUCUUAAUUAUAUGUCUUAUUUUAACAUUUGAAGUCUAAAUAAGUUGCUACCAAAUACAACGUCCAAGCGUUCACUGCCGUUCCCCUGAAUAUCAGUGAAAUGUAUACAAUCAAUCAGCUUUUAGAAAAACUUUGUUAAAUCAACAAGAAUAUAAUCAUCUUUGAGAAAGAGAAAAAUAAAGAGUUAUUAAUUUUAGACAAAAAUAUAGAAUUUGAAUCUGUUUAUUAAAUACAAAUUAAAGACUCUACAAUUUUUUCAAUUAAAAUAUUCACCAAAAACUAUGAGUAUCUUGACUCAAUCAUAGAAAACUUUACUUAGAAUUUUACCUCUAAAACUGGCAUCUGGAAAGAAAGUCAGCACUUUUUAAAAUUUGCAAUAAAUUCUCACUUCAAAUACCGUCAAUCCUCUAAGUUAAGGUGCCGAAAAUAAAAAAUUAAAAAAAAAUUUGUACACCUUAACCUUAAAUUAAAAGCACCUUUACAUAAAGAGCACCUUAACUUUAAGAAUCAACGUCAACGAAGACCUGCUCUUAACUAAAAUCCUGUUUUAGAUGUAAUAGAGUAAAAAAUGUUGAUGUACUUUUCAAAGUAUUAAGUUAAUAAAGAAAAUUAAACAUAAUCACUAAGCUGUUACCUUUAUGUAAUUUUUAACUUUUUAAAAGAUAAUUGGUAAUUUUUAUAUGAGAUAUUUUGCUUAAUUUGGUUACUGCUUAGGUUAAAAAAUCAGGUAGAACAAUCUAAUUGGAGCUUUUAUUCUAAUUGGUCUUUACUUAUUAAUUAUGGAAUAACUUUUACCAAAUUAACCUUUUAUCUUGAAGAAAUAUUUUUAAGCUUAAGGACUGAUAUUACAAUUAAUGAAAAAGCAUAUAACUAUUACUAUAAAAAAGAUAUUUAUAAGAUAGCUUUUAAUUAAGAAGAGAUUUAAACCUAAGAUAAAAUAAAUCAUUUUGAAGUUUUAUUUCUGUGUGCAACACUUUUAGCAAGUUUUGUCUUUAGAGACUCCUAUAAUGUGAUAUAAAUAAUUUUAUUAUCUGCUUUAAAACCUAUUUUGUUAAAUAGAUAUUUCCAUAUUUAUUUAAUUAUUUUUUUUGGACCAUUUGUGAUAGUGUAUAAAUUAUAUAAGCUGAUUUUUAGAUCUUUUAAGUACUCGUGUUGA
Molecule: messenger RNA, 3789 nt
Organism: Tetrahymena thermophila SB210
Lineage: Eukaryota; Ciliophora; Oligohymenophorea; Hymenostomatida; Tetrahymenidae
Product: transmembrane protein, putative
Exons: 4
Source: RefSeq, a predicted model, not a curated record